Molecule: messenger RNA, 876 nt
Organism: Tetrapisispora phaffii CBS 4417
Lineage: Eukaryota; Fungi; Ascomycota; Saccharomycetes; Saccharomycetales; Saccharomycetaceae
Exons: 1
Coding region: 1-876 (291 amino acids)
Cellular component (GO): membrane
Molecular function (GO): palmitoyl-(protein) hydrolase activity
Source: RefSeq, a predicted model, not a curated record
AUGUUUGAUAAAGCCAUUGCUUUAACUAAAAUGAUAAUUGGUGGAAUUUCUAUAGUAGCUGCUGCUUCUUUGGCUGGGUUAUACACUUUCCAGAAUAGACUGGUUUAUCCUUCAUGGGCUCAGAAUGCAAGAAACUAUGUGGAUACUCCUGAUAAAUACAAUCUACCAUAUAAAAGAGUAAUACUGAAAACGAGAGAUAACAUUCAAUUAGAGGCUUAUGACCUACAUUAUAAUGAUAUUUCUGGCGAUUCUAAGACUACCGUACUGAUUUUAUGUCCAAAUGCUGGUAAUAUUGGAUAUUUCUUACCAAUUAUUGAAAUUUUCUUUAGACAAUUUAAGACAAAUGUUUUCAUAUAUUCAUAUAGAGGUUAUGGUAACUCAACUGGUUCUCCCACUGAGAAAGGUUUAAAAAUUGAUGCUGAUACUGCAAUUGAACAUUUAAUUAACGAUGACUUCCAUAAAGAUAAGAAACUUGUACUCUACGGCCGUUCUUUGGGAGGAGCUAAUGCUAUCUACAUAGCAUCUAAAUAUAAAAACAUUGUCGAUACUGUUGUAUUGGAAAAUACAUUUUUGAGCAUCCCAAAAGUUAUUCCUCAUAUGCUCCCCAAAUUAAAAUAUGUUGUUAGCUUCUGUCAUGAAAUAUGGAACUCAGAAAAAGAAAUUAGCAACUGUUCUAGUGAAACCCCAUUCUUAUUUUUAAGUGGAAAAAAAGAUGAAAUAGUACCACCAGAACAUAUGAAAACUCUAUACCAGCUUUGUCCCAGUAAUAAGAAACAAAUCUUUGAAUUUCCAAAGGGUUUUCACAAUGACACAAUUAUACAAGAUGGCUAUUGGGAUAUAAUAGAAAAAUUUUUGGAAGAAAACCGUUUUAUUUAA